AUGGGGAGCAGCCCCACUUUGGUAUUACCCCGACCUUACAGAAGAUCAUGGCUGAAUAACACUGUUCCAAGCACUGUUGUGUUCCUGUUGCGUGCGCAGCUUCCACCUGGACCGCGCCGCCGCCUCCGUGCUCACCUCCUGUGUAAGUACCCGCCACCACCAGCCCGGGUGUCCGCGCUGGGCGACACGCGGCUGGCGCUGGCGCUGCGCGGCGGCCAGCUGUACGUGCUGACGCUGCUGUCGGACUCCGUGCGCAGCGUGCGCAGCUUCCACCUGGACCGCGCCGCCGCCUCCGUGCUCACCUCCUGUCGUGCGCAGCUUCCACCUGGACCGCGCCGCCGCCUCCGUGCUCACCUCCUGUGUAAGUACCCGCCACCACCAGCCCGGGUGUCCGCGCUGGGCGACACGCGGCUGGCGCUGGCGCUGCGCGGCGGCCAGCUGUACGUGCUGACGCUGCUGUCGGACUCCGUGCGCAGCGUGCGCAGCUUCCACCUGGACCGCGCCGCCGCCUCCGUGCUCACCUCCUGUAUGUGCGUUAUAGAAGAAGAUUUUCUUUUCCUCGGUUCUCGUCUCGGUAACUCUCUGUUGCUAAGAGUGACAGAACGAGAAAAUCGAAUGCUCUUCUCUGUCGACAAGCCUUUAGAAGCAACAGUCGAUCUGACGGUGUCUGAAACAGAAAAGGAUGUUCCCGCUCCUGCCAACAAGGAACCCCCCCAGAAGGAAACAGUAGAUCCAGUUGCAAAGAAACGUCGUAUGGACACGAUCAGUGACUGUGUUGCCAGUAAUGUCAUCGAGAUUUCAGAUAAAGACGAACUUGAAGUAUACGGCUCUGACAUACGAACGUCCACUCAGCUCACGAGUUACGUUUUUGAGGUGUGCGACUCGCUGCUCAACAUCUGCCCGAUCGGCGACGUGUCCAUGGGCGAGCUCCAGCUGGUGACGGAGGGCGACGCGGGGGAGAAGCCGCACUCGCUGGAGCUGGUGUGCUGCAGCGGGCGCGGGAAGAACGGCGCGCUCACCGUGCUGCAGCGCUCCGUGCGCCCGCAGCUGGUCACCGCCUUCGACCUGCCCGGCUGUGUGGACAUGUGGACAGUAAUUGGCGAAAGUGAGGCGCGCGACGCGCAUCGAGACAUGGACGGUUCCCACGCCUACUUGCUUCUAGCGCAAGACGAUGGCACGAUGGUCCUCCAAACAGGUCAAGAAAUAAACGAAGUGGACAAUUCCGGGUUUAUGACGAGUUCGCCCACGGUGUUUGCGGGGAAUCUUGGAAACAACAAGUUUAUGGUACAAGUAACCACUAGUGCCAUAAGACUUCUAAGGAACGGCGUGCUAGUGCAGUCCAUAUCUCUGGAGUGGACCACUCGGACGGCGUCUACAGCGGACCCCUACCUUUGCGUGGUGUCUACGUGCGGUCGCGUCCUGGUGCUGGCCCUCAGGGAGCUAAGGGCUAAGGAUGCCACGUCAGCGCGAUUAGCGCCGACACGUCAAAGCGUAGCCUCGCGGGUUCGCCUCGCGGUGCCCUAUCGCGACCUCAGUGGACUUUUCUCACAUACCGAUACCGCGCAGGUGAAAGGCGAAUUCUCCGGUAAGACAAAGGGGAAGAACGUGAAAGCUGAAGGUUUUAAACCGGAUACAGUUUAUGAACUAAACGAUGAAGACGAGUUAUUGUAUGGCGGUGACCAGACACCUGCGUCGAUGGCUAGUAUGCUGCUAGCGGAGCAGGCGACGGCGGGCGCGGUGCCGCGGCGCGCGUCCCGCUGGUGGCGCGGCGCGCUGGCGGAGCGCAAGCCCAGCUACUGGCUGUUCGUGGUGCGGGAGGGCGGCAACCUGGAGCUGUACUCGCUGCCCGAGAUGCGCCUGGCCUUCCUGGUGCGGGACGUGUGCGCCGGCGAGCGGAUACUAGCGGACAGCUUGGAAUCCGUUCCAAUCAUGACAGAAAUGACUGAUGAAGAGGAACUCAACUCAGGCCAUAGCAAUAAUGUGGACAAGCUUCAAGAAAUUUUAGUGGUGGGGCUCGGAUACCGAGGAACAAGACCGCUAUUACUUUUGCGGUGUGAUGACCAACUCAUGAUUUACCAGGCCUACAAAUACCCUCGAGGUAACCUCAAGCUACGUUUCUCGAGAAUGUCGGUUCCGUUUCCCUUCGGCUACCGUGGAACACCACCUCGAGCGCCUGAUGUUCCGGAUAUAAAGCAGAUGAGAUAUUUUGGUAACGUCGGAGGCUACAACGGUGUGUUCAUCUGUGGCCACAAUCCGUAUAUGCUGCUACUAGGGGCUAGGGGGGAGUUGAGGUUGCAUCCCUUAUGCCCAGACGAAGGACCAGUUGCGUCCUUCGCUUCCUUCAAUAACACUAAUUGCCCUCAGGGAUUUUUGUAUUUUAAUGCUAAGAACUCGCUCCGCAUCUCGGUGCUGCCGACGCACCUGUCGUACGAGGCGGCGUGGGCGGUCCGCAAGGUGCCGCUGCGCGAGACGCCGCACGCCGUCACGUACCACGCCGAGAGCAGGACGCACUGCCUCGUCACCUCCGUCAGCGCGCCCACCACCUCCUACUACCGGUUCAACGGGGAGGACAAGGAGCGCGCCGACGAGAACAAGGGCGACCGGUUUCCAUAUCCGAUGAUGGAAAAGUUCGCCGUGAUGCUGUUCUCGCCUGUGUCCUGGGAGGUGAUCCCCAACACACGUAUCGAGUUCGAUGACUGGGAACACGUCACCUGCUUGAAGAACGUUUCUUUGUCUUACGAGGGGACUAGGUCAGGUCUUCGAGGCUACAUUGCGAUUGGUACAAAUUACAACUACGGGGAAGAUAUCACGUCCAGAGGGAGGAUAAUAAUCUACGAUAUAAUCGACGUGGUGCCCGAGCCCGGCCAGCCUCUCACCAAGAACCGUUUCAAGGAGAUCUACGCCAAGGAACAGAAGGGUCCCGUCACUGCACUGACCCAGGUGUUGGGUUUCCUCAUCUCAGCUGUGGGACAGAAGAUUUACAUAUGGCAACUGAAGGACAACGAUCUGGUGGGCGUGGCUUUUAUUGACACGCAGAUAUACGUGCAUCGGAUGUUGGCGGUUAAAAAUCUAAUAUUAGUAGCGGAUGUCUACAAAUCAAUAUCUCUGUUAAGAUAUCAAGAUCAACAUAGAACGCUGUCUUUAGUUUCGAGGGACUUUAGAACCGCACAGAUAUACGACAUGCAGUUUAUGGUCGACAAUACAAGCCUGGGUUUUCUGGUGAGCGAGGCGGAAGGUAACUUCGCACUCUUCAUGUACCAGCCACAGGCGCGUGAGAGCUAUGGAGGCCAGCGCCUGCUCCGCAAGUGCGACUACCACGUGGGCCAGCAAGUGCACGCCAUGUUCCGCAUCGCAGCGCGCGACUGCUCCACCCGCCACUGCACCGUCUACACGACGCUGGACGGCGCUCUGGGGUACGUGGUGCCGGUGUCGGAAAAGGUGUACAGACGCCUUCUGAUGUUACAGAACGUGAUGAACAACUACUGCUGCCACGUGGCUGGACUCAACCCACGCGCCUACCGUACAUACAAGAGCGCUCGACGUCUCGCGGGUGGUGGCGCGGCGCGAGGGAUACUGGACGGAGACCUCGUCGCGCUCUACACCUGCAUGCCGCGAGCCGACCAGGCCGACAUCGCAAAGAAAAUAGGUACGAAAGUGGAAGAAAUUCUCGGAGAUCUCUACGAUAUAGACAGACUGACGGCUCACUUCUAGUUAUAACCAGAUCACUUUGUAUAUAUUAUAAGUUAAAGUAUUGAUAAA
Messenger RNA from Melitaea cinxia (Glanville fritillary), 3759 nucleotides. It is a transcript of the gene CPSF1, whose product is annotated as cleavage and polyadenylation specificity factor subunit 1. The coding region runs from base 1 to 3711 and encodes 1236 amino acids. Gene Ontology annotation, cellular component: nucleus; mRNA cleavage and polyadenylation specificity factor complex. Lineage: Eukaryota; Metazoa; Arthropoda; Insecta; Lepidoptera; Nymphalidae. Gene Ontology annotation, molecular function: nucleic acid binding; protein binding. The transcript has 25 exons. The record is from RefSeq and is a predicted model, not a curated record.